AUGAUCUCCAGUCUCUUAAAUCUCCAAUAUGAGCAAAUUAAGUACCCAAGCAAGAAGGCCGCGCAGGUUCAAUUACAGGCCGAGCUCAACACUGAUGAAGAGUGGAACAAGUUUCUGACUAGAGAUGGACUGUUGGUGGUGGAUGUCUACUCGGAGUGGUGUGGACCGUGCAUUGGUAUGGUGGGCAACCUGAAGAAAAUCAAAGUGGAACUCGGGGGCGAUAACCUUCAUUUAGCCGUGGCUAAAUCUGACACAAUAGAAUGUUUGAAGAGGUUCAGAAAACGCAGCGAACCGACCUGGAUGUUCAUAGCGUCCGGCCAACUGCUAAACGUGGUUUUUGGAGCGGAUGCUCCUCGUAUCGCUCGCACCAUAGAAGAGGAGCUACGGAAUGAAGAACUAGCUAAAAAGGGAGAACUCAAGCGACCGAAGAGAGCUCCGCAUGAACUCACCACUCCAGAACAGGAGGUAGCAAAUGCCCAACAGAAGAUAGAAGAGGAGAAGAAAGCGAAGGAAGCCGCCGCUGUGGAGGCAGCGAGGUUCGCGCGGAGGGAGGCGCGCGCCAAGCGGCUGGAGAUGCACUUCAAUGACGUGUGCCCGGCUCUCAUGCUGCCACACGCACAGAAACACUUACGGAAGAUCACCGACACUAUUGAACCUUUCGGUGUAAUUUUGGCGGACAAGUGCCCCAUAGUAGUGGGUAAGGAAGGCGCUAAGAUCUUGGCAGUAGAAGAACCAGAGCUUGGUGAACCCAAUGCAGCUGCCGCAAUUAUUGAGAGACCUUCACUGGCUUUGCUGUUCAAGAAGAUGCCAGAUAAGGAAGGAGAUAUUAUUGAAUUAACUCGUCGAGCGCUUUGUGGUGAUGGUCUGGCAGAAGACGACGAUGCCAGGAAGAAGUUGCCAGUCACGGAGCUGCGCGCAGACAACACCAUCGGACUGUACGUGCCUAAAGACAGACACGAGAGAGCUGCUGUGCUAGACGUUUUGUUCCCUAAGAUGGUAGGUGCGGUGGUGGAGCCGGCGGGGCGCGCGGAGGCCCCGCACGUGGCGCUGAUGUUCGGAGCGUGGCAGCGCCGCGCCGUGCUGGCCAUGUGCGGGGCCUCCGAUAUAUCGCGCAGACUGCUGCGGUACGGGUUCUACGCUGACGCCAACCUGGACGAGCCACGACUCCUCGCCAAGGAUGUAGACUCUUAUGAACUCCGGCCGGAGAAAGACUACUGCGAGACCAUAGUCCUGAUGAUCGCAGUGGGGCUAGCAGAACCCGAGUUGGCAGAGCCUGAAGAUAUAUUCCCUGAAGGUCCACCAGAGGAACUCCUGGCUCUAGGACCUUUGCACGUCAGCGCUGACGCAGUGGUGGGACAGGAAGAGUGUUCCAGGUUCUUCCCACCAGGGUACAGCGAGCCUGAGAGGAAACCCAAGUCCAAGAGCAAGAAGAAGAAGAAGAAGCGUCACACAAGCAAAGAAGAUAACGCAGAAGAAUCACAGGAUCGAACUCAGAGCACAGAGAAUGCAGAGGCCGAAGCGAACGGGGAUACAGAGAAUGGUGACGAUGGCGAGGAGAAUGGGGAUGGAGAAGAGAAUGGGGAUGAAGGGGACGAAGAGGACAAUGAGGAUCAGCAUGCGGACAAGGCUACAUCCCCACCACCACCUACACCACAUUAA
Molecule: messenger RNA, 1659 nt
Organism: Spodoptera littoralis (African cotton leafworm)
Lineage: Eukaryota; Metazoa; Arthropoda; Insecta; Lepidoptera; Noctuidae
Source: the annotation of a GenBank genome assembly